This is a messenger RNA of Xiphophorus maculatus (southern platyfish), 1865 nucleotides long. RefSeq names its product family with sequence similarity 57 member A. The transcript is spliced from 5 exons. The record is from RefSeq and is a predicted model, not a curated record. Gene Ontology annotation, biological process: lipid homeostasis. The coding region runs from base 252 to 1064 and encodes 270 amino acids. Gene Ontology annotation, cellular component: endoplasmic reticulum; membrane. NCBI's taxonomy places the organism in Eukaryota, Metazoa, Chordata, Actinopteri, Cyprinodontiformes, Poeciliidae.
UAACUAUCAAGAAAAGAAGAAUAACUUUUUUUUAUAACAACAACAAUCAUUUAUAUAUAUAUAUAUUUAUUUAAUGUAAACAGUUAUUAUUUAGAAGAAUAAGCAGAAGAAUAAGAUAAGCAGAAUAAUAGUAAUAACAACAAGAACAACAACUCCGGAGAGUUAACGCUGUAGCACCGAGAUGUUGUGGUAACAUGUAGCAGAUAGAGUUUGUUUUCCAGGGUCGAAGAUACGUCGAGGCUGCUGAUACCAUGAUGGCCGCCUUGGUGUGUGGAGUUGCGGUGUUUCCAGGGCUUUUCUUCAGCUUCAGGAAGAUCUUAAAACACACCAGGACGGAGUGGAGCGAAGCCGACGUCACCGUAGUCAGUGAGAGACUGAUUUCUGCUGUCCAUGGGUCGUUGGCCACUGCAGUUGGAGUCACAGUUGUUUCAUCUUGCAGGGAUGUGAUGACUGACAGUCACUGGCUGGUGAACAGUUUUGUCCUGUUUGGAGUUCCUUACAUGGUGUUUGACAUAUACACCAUGUAUCUGAGCCACUUCCACACUGAGAGGAGCAGAGAUGGGUCCGAAGCUCCCAGUGGACACUCGCUGCAGACGGUCAGAGCUUUCCUUCGCAAGGACUGGAUGCUGGUUCUCCAUCACGUGGCCCUGGUUUUUAUUUUCACACCAAUCACACUGUUUUUCAGGAGAGGUUUGGGGGAUUUCUUUAUUGGCUGCAUGUUCAUCACAGAGCUCAGCACUCCCUUCGUCUCCAUAGGAAAGAUCCUCAUUCAGCUGCGCCUCGAUGGCACCAAGCUACAUAAAAUCAACGGCCUCAUCGUCCUACUGACCUUCUUCACAUGUCGCAUCCUCGUAUUCCCCUUCAUGUACUGGAUGUACGGCCGGCAGUUCGGCAUUCCUCUGCACCAAGUGGCCUUCCACCUGCCUCUGCACUGUAACGUGGGGAACCUGGUGCUGCUGGCUCCACAGAUCUACUGGUUCACCUUGCUGCUGAGGAAAGCACAGCGACUCUACCUGAGGCAGAGGAGGCCGCAGGUAAACAAAGAUGUGACGAAGAAAGACUGAGGAGCUCAUUGGUCUGUUAAUUUAAGACACUGAGACCAGAAGUCAUGGCUUCUGUGCCUGGUUUUACUAAAGAUUUAUUUGGACUGAAACUCUUUUACAACAGAGUAAAAAAAGUGUUUAAGAAAAAACAAAAACUAAAAAUAAUAAGAAUAAAGUCAUAUUUUGAAAAUAAAGUUGUAACAUUACCUGAAUAAAGUUGUAGUAAACACAUAAGCAUCAGAUUAUUAGUCAGUCUUUGAUGUGUAAACGAAUUAUUUCUUUAUCUGUAAAACCAGUAUCAAAAUACAAUUCACAAGAUGCUUAAAGUUCUCAUUUUACUGCAGUUGAAAGACUGCUUUUUCAUGUCGAAGUUCUCAUAAUAGUCAGACUUUAUUCUGGUAACAUGACUAUAUAAUUUAUUUAUUUUUCCUUUUUCUUAGCCUGGCCCUAAUAUUCCAUUGUAAUUUUUCAACAGCAUCAGGGUAAUGGAAAACCAUUUACAUUAUAGUAAAAUAUUUAUUAUAUACAUUACAAGAUGAUUUAUUUGAUCGUCUUGAUCAAAUAAAUAUGUUCAAUAAAGUGUUCAGUGGUAAUUUUUCUCAGGUAGACUGAUUACAAACUUGAAGUCAUGCUAAUGCUAACUAGAGGGCACAUGUUAGUUUAACAUGUCCCCGUAUUUAAAUUAUUUUCAAUCUUUUCUACAACUGCCACCAUUUUUGCCUGUGAAAAGUUUCUAUUUUUUUUAAAUGAUUCCGUUGAACCAUAAUUCAAAAGCAAUGUUCCAUUUUCAUUUGUUAAUUUUCAGUAAAUUUUUCUUAAUUA